CGCUAUUUGAGAGUUAAGCAAUAGACGAGCUGUAUGAUGACUCCUACGGGUAUAUUUUAGAUGUAGACGCAACCUAUUUAAAUCGCUUCCGAACAUAUUUCGCGAGUUGACUCGGCUGCGCUGUCGCAGCGGCUGUGACUGCGUUGCUGUUGCUAUGGCGACGCAGCCUGCGCGCGGUGCAUUCGUGGGGGGAUCUGCAGAGGUUUUGAGGAGGUGAGCGCCGGUCUGACCGCUUUUUCAAUCUCAAAAUGACUUCCCACAGUGACUCAGAAAUAUUCCGGUAAGCAUUCUUAUCCGAGGAUAUACUGUACAACUGAUGUAUCCAGUAUGGAAAGUGUGUUAAUUUGAGGUCUACCAGGCCGUAUGCAACAGGUCUUGCUUUGGAAUCAGUAGACUAGCAAAGCUCAAAUAUGUCUUCGGCAGAAAAGAAGUUUCAGAAAUAUGAGCCUUUUUACUUGAGCCCCUCACCAAGGAGGAAGACAAGCGCUGAGAUCAUCAGUGAGGCCCGGAGGUCUCUCCGGUCAGUCAAGACGCAAAGGCCCUUCACACCCAGGUAUGAGGAGAGGCAGCUGUUUGGACCGACCUCCUGUCGAACUUCUGCGGACCGACCCCCUUCGUCUUUCAGUCUUCAUGCUCGUCAUUUCGAGACAGCUGACUCAAGACCCGGUUCAGGUAAACGUCUUUCGCCCCUGGAACAUAAACCCAAACUGCCUAUUUGUCCGGAUCCUGAUCUUGACACCUCUCCACCUCUCCCCAAACCUCCGGCUGAUCCUCUGGAGCUCAACAGAACAAGCACAGCUCGGGCUCGCUUAUUCAAAGCUGGCUCCCUGGGAAUGCUUCCCCCCAUGAUGCAGCCAGAAGAACUUCUGAAGAGGCUGAAUUCUGAACCUUCUCUUGCAAAACCUGAUACUUCAUUGGCUAUUGAAGAAGGACUUUCAAAAGGAGACAGGACCCUCCUACAGAUCAAGCCCUCUGAAGAUGAAGACAAUGAAACAGGAGUUCUUUCCCAUGUCAAGUGUGAGAAAAUUGUAUCAUCCAGACCCGGGAGUGGGAGUGGCCCCACUAGAUCCCCCAGCGACACGUCUUCUCGUCCGUACAGCGCGGACAGCCGGGCAGUGGGAGGAAGGACAGAAUCAAAUAAUGGACCUAGAACAACUGAAGAUGAAUCUGAGGAAAGCUUCGUUUGGAAAUCUAGGAUCAUCCCUGUUCUCCAGGAGCUUGAAUCACCUACCCAUGGCAAUAGUUUGGAGCAGCUGUGUGAUGCCUGUGAUAGACUACACCGUAUUCUGGAUGAGAGCAACUUGCUGGGCAGAAAGUGCAGGAGAAGAGCAAUUUUGCUGAAAACUCUGUUUAAAUUGAUUGAUAUGGGCUCAGACCAGCUUAAUCUACAGCUUACCAGACUGAUUCUGGCUCUCAGUGUCACUGGAAAUAAUCUCCUGAAUGUUUGCAAACUUAUAUUUAAAAUCAGCAGGAGUGAGAACAAUGACAGUCUUUUCCAAAACAGUUCUAUAAUAGAUUCUUUGCUAUCGGUCCUCUGCUCUGAAAACAUCUUCUCUAUUGCCGAGGCCCUCCUGUACUGCAUGGGCACUUUGAAAUUCCUCUCAGGAAACAGCUCGAUCCUCAAGCUCCUCCAGAACAAAGGUGCUGUCAGCAUUUUGCUGCACCUGACCAAGAAGCUCAAUGAUGCAAACAGGCUGGACAAAACAAACUUCACCAUCUCAGGACACAUUCUGGUUCAGCUGACAGCUACCCUAAGAAAUUUGGCUGACCUUCCCCAGUCCCGACUGGAAUUCCUUUCUAACAGUGGAUUUCCAGAACUCUGUGUAAUAUUGGAGCAACACAGCAAUGACAAGGAUAUCUGCAUGAACGUAGCCAGAGUAUUGAGGUACUUUACUAAGACGAUGUUGUCAAGCCUGAGGGGUUUUCUCUACACCGGCUGGACAGGGAUCCUGAAAGCACAGGACUUGGUGGUUCGUAUUGUUUUCACUCUUGGAAACCUGACAGCAAAGAACAACGAGGCUCGAGAACAGUUCUUCACAGAAAAAGGAAGCGUUGACACGCUUCUGGGGCUUUUCCACACUUACCUGGAGAUGGGUUUCACGCCAGAAGACUGCUCCAAAGAUUGCAGACAGAAUAAUCAAAGACGUCCCUCAGAGGUGGAGGAUGUUCUCAUCAAGUUGAUUAGAGUUCUUGCAAAUUUAUCAAUUCACCCCACUGUCGGCACAGCACUUGCUUCUAAACAAGAGUGUAUUGAUCUACUUGUUAAAGUACUCGAGUACAAAUCGAUUGAUGAAUGUGAGGAGCUUGUGAUCAAUGCUGCAGCCACCAUCAACAAUCUAUCAUAUUACCCAGCUGAAAACUCUGUGGUGAGGGCCAAACAGCUUCAUAUUGCCGAGUUACUCCUACGGUUGCUGCUGAGUAAUAAUAUGGAGGCAGUGCUGGAGGCAACUCGUGUGUUUGGAAAUUUCUCACAAACUAAGGAAAUCCGGGACUUUAUUCUGCAAAAGCAUGUUUACAAAUUCAUGACUGUGCUGCUGGAUUCAAAGAAUCAGGAUGUUUGCUUCUCUGCUUGCGGAGUGCUUAUCAACCUCACAGCAGACAAGACCAGCAGAACGAUACUGAGAGAAGGAGGAAUACAGAAGUUGAUCGAUUGCCUGAGAGACUUUGGACCAGUGGACUGGCAGUUGGCGGGUCUUGUAUGUAAGACCCUGUGGAACUACAGUGAGGAAAGUGCAGCUUUCAGCUUUGGAGAAGAGGAGACAAAAUCACUGCUUCAGCUUCUUUCUGUCUUUUUAGAUGAAAACAUAGCCACCCACUGGAACUUGAGCGAAGACUUCAAAGAGUUCCACAAGGCAUGCUGGGAAACGGAGUUUGUCCCAGUGGCUCAAAAGCUGAUGAACAGGAUCCAGAACCAGUACUCUGUCCUGGAGCCACUUGGCACUCCGUCAUAGCAAAGUCAGUUUCCGUAGACAGGGCAUUAAGAGCCCUUCACACUGGGUUAGCCUUUAUGCACUUUAAUAUCUAUUAUGUGGUUUUCACAUUGCUCAGUUUAGAUGGCAUAUACAAUAAGAACAUUUAUAAAUGAAACUCUUCUUCAGUCUUAAGGAAAAUCAAAAACAUAAAUUGCAGUAAGUGUGAACAGUCAAUGCUGCACAUUCUUUAACAUAAUUGUAAAUAUACAGUGUAUUAUGUGAAGAUAAUGUGUAUUUAAUAAUGGAAAUAAGGAAAAUGUGUUGAGAUAGACCUGACUGGUGGUUUUACUAGUUUGUUAUAAAGUGCAAUAAUAUAUUCAUAGACAAGUGGUAGUAAUUUUCUACUGGCAUGGUGUGAUAUCAGCACAAAACCUUUAAGAACAGAAGAUGUACUGUUAAGUGAGUCAUCAAAUGCAUGGUGGGAGAAGUGUAGUUGUGUUAGGUGAUUAGGUAACAUUUCACUUCUCCAUUAUAAUCAUCUCUAAGCACUCUAUUAACAUGCUAUUGAUAAUAUUCUAUACAGAUUUAAAACAUAGAUUGUUUUGUGACUAGCAUGCAGCUAAUCAACAUUAGUUUAUUUCAAUUUUCACAUUGUUAAUACUUUUCUAUUCCAUUAAUAAAAAUGUUGGCAAUGGCUCUUGUAACCCCUAAUUCAAAGUGUUAGGGAUACCGACGACUUUACAAUUAUUCCUGAUCAGCCACCAAAUUGUAAUCAAAUACCUGUCGCUAGAUUAGACAAUAUGAUAUAAUUUAAUAAUUGAAAUAAUAUUACAUUAUUGAACAAACAUGACACUGAUUUGUGAUAUAUCACUAACCAGAACCCCUGUUAAAAGUUUUUUGAAACACUAGUAAUAAACAAAAUUAUACUUGAAGUGUUAUUUCAUAACACAAUAUUGACUGUCUUAUUACUGUUCUCUGAUGAAGCUAUUGCUGCCAAUAACAAGGACUAUGUGAUUGGAUGCAGUAAUGUUACUGGAGUUUUAGUUAGAGGGCAUACUGUAGUUGGCUACAAAAAGUGUUUACUUCUAAUGUUAAAACAUUAAGUGAGAACAGCAGAUAAUCAGCUAUAUAACAUUUAAGACGAAUUUGUUUUUAUUUUACACUUUGCAUUUCAAGAUGACACACUAUGUGCUUAAAACUAGACUGAAUAAAAACAUGAACUCUACAAAUAAGGAUAGUUGUGUUUUUGUCUUAUGACCCAUUUGCUGUUGUCCUUUCAGGCAUCACGUGAAUCUUCCAUUUUAAUUUUUCCGCAAGCUUGGAGGAGUGCUUUAUUUUUUUUAAUCUGAAAAAGGAGGGUGAAACAAACUCAUUUCCACAGUUUGAAGUGCUAUGAUCUUGGCAUCUUAUGAUUUUUUCCAUUUCAUCUUCAAGUAUCUGUAGAGAAACAUUUAUGCUUGCUUCACAAGAAGUGAUUUUAAAUAUGCUUUCUCACACUGUUGCUUGUAGUCUUUGUUACAAGAUGCAUUAGGAUGUGUAAUUUGAAGUUAAUAUACAAGUUUUCCAGUUUUGAGUUACAGUGCAAGGAGAGUCAUAAGUGGGACAGCAGCUGGGCUCUAAACAUUUUCUGAACCCGAUUGAAGUGCCUCUCCUACAGAUCAUCUGAGUCAUACUGCAUUCAUUUUAGGAGACAAAGUAGUAGGAAAAAAUGUCUGUGAUCAUAGAAUACUGAGGACAGUGCAGUUGUGCAUGAAAAUUGACUAGCUCCCCCACACUGGGAUUUUUAAGCCAUUGCAGUUAUUAAUGAGAAACCUAUUAUUUUUCACUACUUAAAUGACAACCUAAUAAGUGAUUGGCACGUCAACCUACUUUUUACAGAGUUCAGCUUUGUGAAAACAAGGUUAAAAUAUGUAAAAUUACUUUUAUGGUGCACUUAAAGGUAUUUGGUUCUUCAUUAUUCUAUCUCUCUCUUCUAUACUCUAUAUUUGCACAUUACAUAAUAUACUAUCAAUCCAGGAGAGUAAACACUUCUGUGUUUGGCCAUUCAUAGUAUGCUUGUGCAUUUCUAAUACAUAUUUGUAAUGAUACAGUACAUAAGAAAAGGACCUGUGUUUAUAUAGAGCUAUCCAAGUUCUACUUGCAUAUAAGUUGCCAUCUCAAACACAGUACUGUGGCAAUGGUGAGGGAACUGGAGAAAUGAAACAUGAAAUGCAUUAAAUACUUUAUAGUAUGUCAUUUUAUUUUUUCAACAUUGUGUUUAUUUGAAUAGCACAGUAAUAGGAGAUACAAUAACACUGUAUUGAGCUUAUGUGUCUGUUUAUCAAAUAAAAACCCACAAAACAACAGCUGGUCCUGCUUUUUUGGCUGCACAAAUACAGAACUGUUCUUCAGUUUUUGACCUUUCAUUUUGGUAUUAAUGAAAAAACAGCCAUCAAAAAUAGCAGGAUAAAAA
This is a messenger RNA of Lepisosteus oculatus (spotted gar), 5364 nucleotides long. NCBI's taxonomy places the organism in Eukaryota, Metazoa, Chordata, Actinopteri, Semionotiformes, Lepisosteidae. The record is from RefSeq and is a predicted model, not a curated record.